AAAUGUACAGCCAGACAAAAUUACAACCCGAAACCUGAUGAUCGUCUUCAAGCGCCAGUGCAACACGCGACUCCCUCGAGGACGGGACGAUUCGUCUGAUCGAUUACUAACGAUUACCCCUCGAAUUUACGUACAAUUUGUAUUUAGUUACUAUUAGCUACCGCUACCACUAAUGAAUUGAGAGCACCCACUGUUGUACGCAAAAUUCUCCCAACAAGACUCUGCCGCAAAGACAAAGUAAAUAAACAGUGAAGAGGAGGAGAACAAUUAAUUGUUCAAGCGGAAGUGGAUUCUAUACACACUAAUUGAAUUCUUGAUCUAGGAGUGCGAGACGGGCUGAGGAUGCCACCACCAGUGGAAGCUAUCGUUGUGAGAAAUGCGCGAAAAUGUCUCGGAGAUGGAUCUGCUAUUUUUGAUGGGCUCAAUAUGACCGUACGGAGGGGCACAAUCUACGGCUUAUUAGGCGCGAGUGGUUGUGGGAAGACAACUCUGCUCUCCUGCAUCGUGGGAAUCCGAAAAUUGGAUAGCGGUGAGGUAUGGGUAUUGGGUGGUCACCCAGGGAGUAAAUCCUCAUCAAUACCAGGGCCCCAAGUAGGCUACAUGCCGCAAGAGAUAUCUCUCGUCCAGGAAUUCACAGUUAUCGGUGCCCUCUACUACUUCGGUCGAAUAAACGGUCUUGAAGAUGACGCCAUCCAGUCCCGCUACACCUUCCUCUCGGACUUGCUGCAGCUCCCCCCGAAGAACCGUCUGAUCAAGCACAUGAGCGGUGGCCAACAGCGAAGGGUAUCAUUUGCCUGUGCACUGGUGCACGAUCCAGAGCUCCUGAUUCUAGACGAGCCAACAGUUGGGCUAGAUCCCCUGUUGCGCGAGAAUAUCUGGAAUUUCCUGGUCAACUUGGCCCGAUCAGGUGGUACGACGAUAAUCAUCACGACCCACUACAUCGAGGAAGCCAAGGAGGCGAAUAAAAUUGGUCUCCUCAGGUGUGGAAAGCUCCUCGCUGAAGCGUCACCUGGUAAACUCCUCGCUAGAUGCAACUGUGACUCCCUGGAGGAGGCGUUUCUCCUUCUGAGCCAGAAGCAAAACGACUCACAGGUGUAUCGACAGAACAGUCUCGUCGAUACUGAGCUGGAGGAGAUCAGGAACGACAGGCAUCCUGAUCAAAAUCGAAGCUUGGCCAGCAGAGAUUACCACGACAAGUCGUCAUCCCCGAGGAGAACCUCCUACAAACUCAGAAGAACGAGAAAUCGCAAGUUUCAGGCGUUGAUGGUGAAAAAUUGCCUCCAGUUCCUGCGUCAUCCCGGGGGAAUUCUCUUCGCCUUCAUCUUCCCACUGAUCCAGGUGAACUUGUUCUUCAACGCAAUUGGUCAGGAUCCAAGGGAUCUCCUGUUGGCGGUGGUCAACGAUGAGGCGGGCGACUGCUCCGGGGGUAACAACCUCGGGACAGUGAUCUACGACGAGGAGGAGGACGUCUGCGAUUACGUAGACCUUAGCUGUCGAUUUCUGAAGGGCUUUCAAUCGUCAAUCGGCAGAAGUGCAUUCUACGAGGAUGAAAAACACGCGAGAAAUGCCGUGAGGUUUGGACACGCAGCCGGUCUCCUCCACUUCGACAAGAACUUCUCCAAGAGCUUGCAAGCCAGGAGGGACCGUUUGGACGUUGACUCCAGCACCAGCGGAUGGAUCGAGGUAUCCCUGGACAUGGGAGAUCGCCAGAUAGGACUUUACAUGAAGAAGACAUUGUUCCAACGGUUCUUCGACGUUUACGAGGACAUCGUGAGGGAGUGCAGGAUCCCGAAACGCUUCGCCGAUAUUCCUCUGAAGUUUGAAAAGCCAGUGUUUGGAAGAAUGGAUCAAAAGUUCUCCACCUUCAUGGCUCCCACCUUCCUCCUGACCGUUAUAUUCUUCUUGUCCACUGCUGUUUCAUCCUCGGUGAUCAUAUCCGACCGUCACGAGGGCAUUUGGAACCGGAGUUUGGUGCAGGGUGUCACGACAGCCGAGAUACUGACAGCUCACCUUAUCACUCAGUUCAUGAUCAUCGUCAUUCAGGUGUCUGUCACGAUGAUCAUAAGCUUCCUGCAGUACAAACUUGAGUGCAGUGGAUCGAUGUUGACUGUCAUCGUUAUGAUCCUCUUCAUGGGUGUCUGUGGCAUGUGCUAUGGAUUUCUCGUGUCUGUUCUGUGUACCUCCCACACAAUGGCCAAUUACAUAACCACCGGCAGUUUUUAUCCUGUUAUUUUGCUGUGUGGAUGCAUCUGGCCAGUCGAGGGAAUGCCCACAGUCCUGAGGUGGCUCAGUCUCGUCCUACCAACGACAGUACCUGGAAUUGCCCUGAGAAAUGUUCUGGACAAGGGGUACAGGAUCGACGACAUUCAGGUCUUUCAGGGCUUCCUCGUCAUUCUUGGGUGGACAGGUGUCCUAGUGAUACUGUGCUUCCUUGGCCUGAGGGCCAAAAGCUCGUAAAUUUCCCCAAUAGAUAGACAGAAUUCUAGGUAAUACUAUUCGCUGAAGCAUCGGGUUUGCAAUUGAUUUUAUUAAUUCAGUGUUACUAGAUUUUUCAUUGUGUGAAAAUCGUGAAAUAUUAUUUUAUCUAGUCAAGCCCAUAAGAGAUGGGAAAUUGCCUUGUAACUGGUACAUUUGUAUGAUAGAGCGAAAUAAUUUUUACUAAUUGUUGGUUGAAAUUAAAUUUUUAUUUUUUAUUCGUAGGUUUGAAAUAGUUAUACGGUGUAAAUAAAUUAUUUAUGUGAUGUACAUUCUUUUCAAAUUCAACUCAUUAAAUAUCUCUCUGUAAUUUAUUUAUACAUUUUUUUAUAUUACAUAGUUUUUAUGAUUUUAUUGCUACUUAGACUCACAUGAAAACUUUUAAACGUUGACAGAGACUUUGUACGAAGUUCGUAAGUACCUUUAUCUGCUAUCGUUAAGCAAUUUCGCUGACGGAGAAAAGAUUUUUCGAAAAAUUGCUGUGUAAUGACACUUGAAUCCGUUUAAACUCCAAUAAUUUUCGAGGAAAUAAACAUUUCAUUUUCUAUCGCAUCUUCUCACGGAAAAUUUUCUAAAUUUUUUUUUCUCCGCAAUUAAAACUGUAAAAGACUUCAGUCGCGAGUACAAUAAAAGAAUAAUUUUCCUUCAUC
Diachasmimorpha longicaudata is the source of this 3125-nucleotide messenger RNA. Its product is annotated as ABC transporter G family member 20-like. The record is from RefSeq and is a predicted model, not a curated record. Bases 343 to 2457 code for a protein of 704 amino acids. Gene Ontology annotation, molecular function: ABC-type transporter activity; ATP binding; ATP hydrolysis activity. NCBI's taxonomy places the organism in Eukaryota, Metazoa, Arthropoda, Insecta, Hymenoptera, Braconidae. Gene Ontology annotation, cellular component: membrane. The transcript has 3 exons.